Molecule: messenger RNA, 3743 nt
Organism: Manis javanica (Malayan pangolin)
Lineage: Eukaryota; Metazoa; Chordata; Mammalia; Pholidota; Manidae
Gene: SNX14
Product: sorting nexin 14
Biological process (GO): autophagosome maturation
Cellular component (GO): late endosome
Molecular function (GO): phosphatidylinositol-3,5-bisphosphate binding
Source: RefSeq, a predicted model, not a curated record
GCGGUUACUGGGUGCUGCAGCUUUCCCUGGAUUUCGGAAAAAGGCCGGUCUCUGUGGAUUCAGCGCCCCCGCGGAGUGCCGGCCUCAGGCACGCGAGGGCGCUCGCGCGGGAUGACGACUUCCCCUGCAGUCACAGCAACGGAGAUGGUGUCCUGGGCGCGUGCGAUGGGGAAGAAGCUGAAGCAGAGGCUGCGGCUGGACGUGGGACGCGAAGUCUGCCGCCAGUAUCCGCUGUUUUGCUUCCUGCUGCUCUGCCUGAGCGUCGCCUCCCUGCUCCUCAACAGGUAUCUUCAUGUUUUAAUGAUCUUCUGGUCAUUUGUUGCUGGGGUUGUCACAUUCUACUGCUCAUUAGGACCUGAUUCUCUCUUACCAAAUAUAUUCUUCACAAUGAAAUACAAACCCAAGCAGUUAGGACUUCAAGAAUUAUUUCCUCAAGGUCGUAGCUGUGCUGUUUGUGGUAAAGUGAAAUGUAAAAGACAUAGACCUGCCUUGUUACUUGAAAACUACCAGCCAUGGCUAGACCUGAAGAUUUCUUCCAAGGUUGAUGCAUCUCUCUCAGAGGUUCUUGAAUUAGUGUUGGAAAAUUUUGUUUAUCCGUGGUACAGGGAUGUAACAGAUGAUGAGUCCUUUGUUGAUGAACUGAGAAUUACAUUACGGUUUUUUGCAUCUGUCUUGAUUCGAAGGAUUCACAAGGUGGAUAUCCCAUCUGUUAUAACCAAGAAACUAUUAAAAGCAGCAAUGAAGCAUAUAGAAGUGAUAGUCAAAGCCAGUCAGAAAGUAGAAAAUACAGAGUUUUUACAGCAAGCUGCUUUAGAAGAAUAUGGUCCAGAGCUUCAUGUGGCUUUGAGGAGUCGAAGAGAUGAAUUACACUAUUUAAGGAAACUUACUGAACUGCUUUUUCCUUAUAUUUUGCCUCCUAAAGCAACAGACUGCAGAUCCCUGACUUUACUUUUAAGAGAGAUCCUGUCUGGCUCAGUGUUCCUUCCUUCUUUGGAUUUUCUAGCUGAUCCAGAUACUGUGAAUCAUUUGCUUAUAAUCUUCAUAGAUGACAGUCCACCUGAAAAAGCAACUGAACCACCAUCCCCUUUGGUUCCAUUCUUGCAAAAGUUUGCAGAACCUAGAAAUAAAAAGCCAUCUGUGCUGAAAUUAGAAUUGAAGCAAAUCCGAGAGCAACAAGAUCUCUUAUUUCGUUUUAUGAACUUUCUGAAACAGGAAGGAGCAGUGCAUGUGUUGCAAAUUUGUCUGACUGUGGAGGAAUUCAAUGAUAGAAUUUUGCGACCAGAGUUAUCAAAUGAUGAAAUGCUAUCUCUUCAUGAAGAGUUGCAGAAGAUUUAUAAAACGUAUUGUUUGGAUGAAAGUAUUGACAAAAUUCGAUUUGAUCCCUUCAUUGUAGAAGAGAUUCAAAAAAUUGCUGAAGGCCCAUAUAUAGAUGUUGUGAAACUUCAAACCAUGAGAUGUCUUUUUGAAGCAUAUGAACAUGUACUUUCUCUCUUGGAGAAUGUUUUUACUCCUAUGUUCUGCCACAGUGAUGAGUAUUUCAGACAACUUUUAAGAGGUGCAGAAUCACCAACACGCAAUUCAAAAUUCAACAGAGGUAGCCUAAGUUUGGAUGAUUUUCAGAGCACACAGAAAAGAGGAGAGUCAUUUGGAAUCAGCAGAAUAGGUAGCAAAAUUAAAGGAGUAUUCAAGAGCACCACAAUGGAGGGAGCUAUGUUGCCCAAUUAUGGUUUAGCUGAAGGUGAAGAUGACUUUAUCGAAGAAGGAAUUGUUGUAAUGGAAGAUGACUCUCCAGUGGAAGCUGUGAGCACACCUAAUACUCCCCGAAACCUUGCUGCAUGGAAAAUAAGCAUCCCAUAUGUAGACUUUUUUGAAGAUUCCUCCUCUGAAAGGAAGGAGAAAAAGGAAAGAAUACCUGUGUUUUGUAUUGAUGUUGAAAGAAAUGAUAGACGAGCAGUUGGACAUGAGCCUGAACAUUGGUCUGUCUAUAGAAGAUAUCUUGAGUUCUAUGUACUUGAAUCAAAACUAACAGAGUUUCAUGGUAAUAUGAGGGACAUAGCUAUGAAGUAUCUCCAGUCAUUUUGUAUGUUGGUUAGUGAAAACGAUUUGUGUAUUCUGAAACUUUAUUUUAGAACAACUCUAUGGAGUGGUCCUGAUCUAAAUUCAGGCACAUUUCCUGAUGCCCAGCUUCCUUCCAAGAGGAUCAUUGGCCCCAAAAAUUAUGAAUUCUUGAAGUCAAAGAGAGAAGAGUUUCAGGAAUACCUACAGAAACUUCUGCAGCAUCCAGAACUGAGUAAUAGUCAACUUCUGGCAGAUUUUCUCUCUCCCAAUGGUGGAGAAACACAGUUUCUUGAUAAGAUACUACCAGAUGUAAAUCUUGGGAAAAUUAUAAAAUCUGUUCCUGGGAAACUAAUGAAAGAGAAAGGUCAGCAUUUGGAAACUUUCAUCAUGAAUUUCUUUAAUUCUUGUGAAUCUCCAAAGCCUAAACCAAGUAAACCAGAACUGACCAUUCUCAGCCCCACUUCAGAAAACAACAAGAAGCUUUUCAGUGAUCUAUUUAAGAAUAAUGCAAACCGUGCUGAGAAUACAGAAAGAAAGCAAAAUCAAAAUUAUUUUAUGGAGAUGAUGACUGUAGAAGGUGUCUAUGAUUACCUGAUGUACGUAGGACGGGUGGUUUUCCAAGUUCCUGACUGGCUUCAUCAUCUCUUAAUGGGAACACGAAUUCUCUUUAAAAACACCCUGGAAAUGUACACGGAUUACUAUCUUCAUUGUAAGCUAGAACAGCUAUUUCAGGAGCACCGUUUGGUCUCACUCAUAACACUUCUCAGAGAUGCUGUAUUCUGUGAAAACACUGAACCUCGCUCUCUCCAAGAUAAGCAAAAACGAGCUAAACGGACUUUUGAAGAAAUGAUGAAUUACAUCCCAGAUCUGAUAGUCAAGUGUAUUGGUGAAGAAGCCAAGUAUGAAAGCAUCAGACUUCUAUUUGAUGGCUUACAGCAGCCAAUUCUCAACAAGCAGCUGACUUAUGUUUUAUUGGACAUUGUGAUACAAGAACUAUUUCCGGAGCUCAAUAAGGUACAAAAGGAAGUUACCUCUGUGACAUCCUGGAUGUAAACAUUUGGAUUUGGGAUAGAAUAACCAGCUGUAAUUUCUGCUUUGCUAGUGUAGUAUAUAUGUACUUAUUUCUUUUACUUUUGUAUAGUCUUGUACAUAUCAUGUAAUUCUAUGUCUGAAAUUAUGAUUUUUUUUGUUUUAAUAAAGACUAACACAAACUUAAUAAUGAUUAAAAGUGAUUGGGUUUCAUAGCCUUUCAUUUUAUUAGGACAUAUAUCAUUCGUUAACUGUUUUUUUAAGAGAUAAUCCAUAAUCCCCUUUGGGCAAAUAGAUAAGACUGAUAACCUUUUUAUUUAUAUCACUUAGAAAAUAGUUAUGGUUAGUGUGGAAAAACAGCAGUAAGAUCUGAUUUGCUUUCAUAUUUAGAGUUAAUACAUUUUAGUAGAAUUUUACCCCUUACCCCCUUUUUCAUUUUCUAUGUAGUUAACUGUGCAUCUAUAAAGAAGGCAUUGUUCAUCAGUUUUUCAUAACGAACAAGGGACUUCUUAUUUUUGCUGGAUUAUUGAUAGGUUAUAGUCCUUUUGGGUAUGAAAACGAGUACAGAUAUUUGUGAUUGUUCAGUUGCAACUACAUUUUACUGAAUGUAUGUAACUAUAUUUCAAAAGCAUACAUAAACAGUUUAGUCAACUUGA